AUGAGAUACUUUAUAAUAAAGUAUGUAUUGACUGUUUGCAUUAGCACAGAGCAUGUGCUUGGAACGGGCAUAGAUAGGAUUUUAAUAACAGAUGAAAUGAUGCAAAUCAAAGAUUUAUCUAAUAUAUUGCCGUCUGUAGGAGAAUAUCUAAUCAAUGAAAUGACUGACAUAGAAGACAGCAACCCCAAACUAGAGAGCUGUAGUGUAUCUGCAAAAAGUGGAAUUAAAAAGACAGUAGACGAGGGAGUAUCACCCCAAGCUACACCAAGAAACACAGAAAAAGAAGAUGGUACGCUGGAUGGGCUAGAUAGCAUCCUAGAAAAAGACCCGAAGUGGGCGGAUAGCAGAAAUCUUCUGAAGUCAAUUGAAGAGUUCUCAGACGAGCCUCUGUCAAUGAAGUUUUAUCUGCCAGAAGAAGACUACAGAUCAAUAAACCCGAAAGCAUGCAGCUUCAUGGUGAUUGGCAAAAUGGACCACAUUAAGUACAGAUACAUACAGAAUGUGCUUCGCAUGGCGCCAAACUACUCAUGCUCGCACAGCUACAAAAAGUUCAAGCACCGAGAUGUCACUGCCUUGGAUAACAUAGAGUCGUAUUCUGUUGAAAUGCGGGUGCUUGAGGCGAAUAACCAGAUGAAGAAAUUUUAUUCAAAGGUAAGAGAGGUUCGCCAGAAGCUGUUAAAACCGCAGCUGACAAUGAGCGCGGUCAACGAUUUUGAAACAGUGACACAAAUAUACUUUGCAUACAUUAGUAGACAGGUUGCAAAAUUCUCAGAUGUGCUAGAGGGGUUUGCAUACGACAAAAAGUCACUGAGUGCACUUCAAGAAAGAAGAGAAGCUCUGAGUCUUAUACAUCCUAUAAAUGAAGUGAAAAGGCAGCAAAAACAGUAUGUAAUGAAGAACAAAAGAAUAUUUUAUCCUGAAAUUGAGCACAUGGCAUUUGCAAAGGCCUCCAUGGUUAACACGAUAUUUCAAAUUGAAGAAAUAAUGCCGUAUAUUGAGGAUAUCUAUGCUAUUAUUAAACAAGAAGAUAAUAAUGAGCCGGCGCAUCUGAAUUAUAUAAGAGAGCACAUGCCAGAGCUGACAAAAUCUCUACAAAAGUCUCUUCAAAGCAUACUUGACUUUAAUCCAGAUUCUUUUGAUAAUGUGAUGCUUACUAAUGCCAAGGUUAAAAUGGAGGAAACUCUAAAGAUAUUUACAUCUAUGGUGCAUAUGGCAACCAGAAGCUUGAUAGAAAUCUCUGUUCUACUUAAGAAUGCAGUCUACUUUAAACCACGAAAUCUACAGUUUAUUCCAGAAAAUGCUGCGGCCACCACAAAAACUACUCCUUCUCAACUAAAUAAUAUUGCAUCUUCUACCAAAACCACUCCUUCUCAACUAAGUGAUACUACACCUUCUACAAAAACCACUCCUUCUCA
This is a messenger RNA of Nematocida ausubeli, 1415 nucleotides long. RefSeq lists its product as uncharacterized. The transcript has a single exon. The record is from RefSeq and is a predicted model, not a curated record. The annotation marks the transcript as partial. NCBI's taxonomy places the organism in Eukaryota, Fungi, Microsporidia.